Molecule: messenger RNA, 1612 nt
Organism: Halteromyces radiatus
Lineage: Eukaryota; Fungi; Mucoromycota; Mucoromycetes; Mucorales; Cunninghamellaceae
Product: Glucanosyltransferase-domain-containing protein
Exons: 4
Coding region: 54-1598 (514 amino acids)
Biological process (GO): fungal-type cell wall (1->3)-beta-D-glucan biosynthetic process
Cellular component (GO): fungal-type cell wall; cytoplasm
Molecular function (GO): 1,3-beta-glucanosyltransferase activity
Source: RefSeq, a predicted model, not a curated record
CAUCCUUCAUUUUUUUUUAUUCUUUUAUUUUUAAACAAAAAAAAAUUCCAUUGAUGAUAUUAUUUCAUAUUCUAUUCAUAAGUAUUUUUUGUAUUCAUCUUACCUUGGGUUUAAAUCAAAUAGUUAUAAAAGGUCAUAAGUUUUUUGAUUCUAUCACCAAGCAACAAUUCUUCAUUAAAGGUGUGGCCUAUCAACCUCGGAGCGCAAAUGAACUCAUUGAUCCAUUGGCUGAUCCUCAAGCUUGUGCGCGUGAUGCUACUCUAAUGUCUAAAUUGGGUUUAAAUUUAAUCAGGGUUUAUGAGGUUGAUCCAAAAAAAAACCAUGACCAAUGUAUGAAAAGUUUCUCUGAUGCUGGUAUCUAUGUUUUACUUGAUAUUGCUAAUCCAAAAAAUAGUAUCAAUCGUCAACAUCCUGAAUAUACUUUACAACUCUUUGACGGUUACAAGACCACUGUAGACGCGUUCCAUCAUUAUGAUAAUAUUUUGGCUUAUAUGGCUGGCAAUGAAGUUACCAAUGACAAUACAAAUACAGGUGCAUCUGCUUUUGUCAAGGCUGCUUUAAGAGAUAUCAAACAUUAUAUUAAACUCAACAAAACCAAGUAUAUUCCAGUGGGUUAUGCUAGUAAUGAUGACGAACGUAUCAGGGAACCUAUUCGGGAUUAUUUCAGUUGUGAUGACGAUGCUUCGCAGGUGGACUUUUAUGGUGUGAAUCUUUAUGAAUGGUGUGGCAAAUCCUCAUACAAAUCAUCUGGUUAUGAUGAACGAACUAAAGAAAUGAAUCAAUAUAACAAACCCGUAUUUUUAUCUGAAUUUGGAUGUAAUUUGGUAUCUCCCCGUCCUUUUACCGAAGUUCAAGCAAUUUAUAGUCAACCCAUGUCGGAUGUCUGGUCAGGUGGUGUGGCCUAUGAAUGGACACAAGAGCUCAAUAACUAUGGAUUAGUUAAACUAAUAAAAUCAUCCAACUCAUCAAAUGAACCAGCAAAGGCCCAGAUAUUACAAGAUUAUACGAAUCUUCAAAUGCAGUUGUCCCAAAUUGAUCCACAAGGUGUGAAUAUGGAUGAUUUUGAUGCAAAUACUCGAUCGGCUCCUGCUUGUCCUUCUCAUUCAGCAAAUUGGAAAGCUAGUUUGAAUUUACCACCAACUCCAUCAGCCAAGGCAUGUGAAUGUAUGAGAAAAAGUGUAUCUUGUAUGGCUUCUGAUAAGGUUAGUAGAAUCGAUGCCAAUGGAACAUCUGCGGUCGGUACUCAAUUGGAUAUUAUGUGUGGAAUGACUUCUUGUGAUGAAAUCAAAGGUGAUGGUGAAUCUGGCAAGUAUGGCGUAUUCUCUUUCUGUGACCCUACUGACAAAUUGACAUGGCUAUAUCAUACUUACUCUCAAAACAAUAUGGGUGCUUGUGAUUUUCAAGGUAAUGCUCUUAAAGUGACUCCUCAAAAUAAGAACUCGAUUGAAACCUGUCCUACUUUGAAACCAACCUUUUCCAAUGAUGAUAACAACAAUAACAAUAACAAAGAAUCUGGUGCAAAUCAUGCUUGGUGUCUUAAUGAUUACUUACAAAUUGGAUUCCUUCUCUUCUUUUCGUCCUUCCUAUUCUACAACUAGUUUAUUUUCAUUCC